CGACAGCGUCUUUCCUCUUGCCCAAGCUUGCCCCCUAUAAAAGUCCUUCCCAAAUAAUCUUAUACUCGAAGUUCUUUACAGGAUUCCGAAGCGAAGAACCCUUCUCUAAAUCUCUCCAGCAGUGCGAUUAGGGAUUGACUGUAGGAUGGCUACCGAGCAACCAAAACCGGCGCCUGAAGACGUGAAAAUGGAUCUCUUCGAAGAUGAUGACGAGUUUGAGGAGUUUGAAAUUGACCAAGAGUGGGAGGACAAAGAGGAGGGGAAAGAAGUAACCCAGCAGUGGGAAGAUGACUGGGACGAUGAUGAUGUCAACGACGACUUCUCCCUGCAACUUAGAAAGGAGUUGGAAUGCAACACUGAGAAGAAGGACUAAGCAAUACUGUGUUAUACUUUGGCAUCAUUGCAUGUCCCUCUAGAAUUAAUGUGUUCCUCAGAUAUUGUACUCCACUUUAUUCUUGCUGAAUGCUUGGACCUUCAACUUUCUGUUAACUGUUUUUAUCAAUAUGGUUACAAGUUCUGACUUUCUUUAGUCACCUA
Messenger RNA from Ipomoea triloba (trilobed morning glory), 537 nucleotides. Its product is annotated as protein DELETION OF SUV3 SUPPRESSOR 1(I)-like. Gene Ontology annotation, biological process: mRNA export from nucleus; double-strand break repair via homologous recombination; proteasome assembly. The transcript has 3 exons. Bases 146 to 373 code for a protein of 75 amino acids. Gene Ontology annotation, cellular component: proteasome regulatory particle, lid subcomplex; proteasome complex. Lineage: Eukaryota; Viridiplantae; Streptophyta; Magnoliopsida; Solanales; Convolvulaceae. The record is from RefSeq and is a predicted model, not a curated record.